AUUGGGUCCCGCAGUGGUAAUUCCUGGUCAGACAGACUAGCUGGUUCUGGUGGGAGACCUCUUUUGGGAGCAGCCUCCUCUCGGCCAGGACCUCCUACAAUAUGUCCUGGAGGUGGCGUUGGUGACGAACCUUUCGAUGAGCAAAUUUCUACUAGUUGGAAUUCUUCUGUUGCUAGUGGUAACAAUAGAGUGGGAUCUUCACAUCUAAACGGAUCGGUUGGUUGUACUGAUUCUUGGGGUGGCGAGUGGACCGACUUGGCUGCAGCAACAGGUCUCAUAGAGAAUCAAAAGCCUGGAAAGUGGCAUGGGCACCAGCGACCUAUGCCGAUUUCUAGUUGGCAAUCUAACAACAAUGCUAACAGCAAUUCUGGAAAUAGACCAUUGCUACAGCUUCGUCCUCAUAGUAACACUUAUCGCGCUGACUCCGUAAGACACUUUAUGUCUCUCGGUUACAGAAAAGAGGACGUCCAGGCUUGUUUGAUUGAAUGCAACAUGGACAUUGAACGUGUGGCUGCAAUGUUAUGUGAGCGUUACCAGCCCUCACCUGCCGCUGGCGCUGCCCACUCCGCUUCAUCCUUUUCUCGCUUCUCUGGUCAGUCCCUAAAUGGUCCUAAUGGACAUUCGAUUUGUCCAGAUGUCUUCAAGCCGAUGUUGGAAGCUGGCGCAAGCCUGAGUCCUGGGGAUGCUUUAGGAUUCAGACAGUUCGGAGCCGUAGCUGCCGCUACCGCUUCUGCAGCCUCGACUGCACAACCACAACAAACUCAUAAUCGGCUUCCAGCAAGCGUUGGCAUGGUUGGUCAACUAGCCACUCAACAUCCGAAUUCGGCCAUCAUGCGACACCAAAUCACACAACAGGUCCAUUUUAUCUUCCUCUACUUUUUAGCCGAAGCACCCCGGGCGCCGCGGCGCACUGUUUGGGAAUCAUUGGCCUAG
This is a messenger RNA of Protopolystoma xenopodis, 933 nucleotides long. The record is from the annotation of a GenBank genome assembly. Lineage: Eukaryota; Metazoa; Platyhelminthes; Monogenea; Polystomatidea; Polystomatidae.